AUGGGGUCUAGAAAUAACUUAGAGACUUUCCUGCAAAAUAUUAAUAAAAAAUAUAUUAAUAUUAAUGAAAAUCGUGCCGAAUAUAUCGAACACUUUAACAAGCUUCGGGAUACAUUAUUUCUUUACCUUAAGGAAGACCCUGUGCUCAACAAGCUAUUUAAUGGAUUUCAAUUAGGAGGGAGCUAUGGUGACAACCUAAAAGUGGGAAAACCAGAUGAGUUUGAUCUUGUGUUCUAUUUGCGGAUACCAGAGAGUGAUAGCAUCAUUGUUAAACGAGAUCCUAAAGUUGCCGGAAAUGUAAUACUUGACUUGACACAAGUUUUAAAUCGCAUUAGCAACCAAAGCAACCUUCAGGAAAUUCAUAAUAAGCUCAAAUCUUUUGUAAAUGCUAAUAAUUUACUAUUAGAGGACAAAUUGCAAUCCUGGCUAUCAGGCUUGGUAGCUCGAGCACUAAACAAAAUGGAAAACAAAAUUGAAGUUAAUGGGCACACUUCCGAAUUGAAAUAUAAAAAAUGUGGACCAGCGCACACACUUUUUAUUACAACGCCUAACAAAUAUUCAGUGGACUUUGUUCCGGCCAUUAAACUAAAUGCUCGUCAAAAUGUGUUAGCUCCUGGACUAAAGCAAUAUUUUAAGGUUAUCAAUUGGGAAGCUAUUCCUAAGCCAAUGAAACCAUUUCAACCGAAUAAUAUUUCUUUUCGUGCUUCCUACUAUGAUGCCGAGGCGGCGUUACUUAAGGAUAAGUCAAACCUAAAGAGUGCCCUGCGAAUAAUGAAAAAGUUUCGCGAUACCAGACAGAAUAUAAGCCACUUAAAGAGCUACUAUAUAAAGACAUUAUUUUUAUGGCAAGCCAGUCGCAAAGACCAAAGUUAUUGGAGAAAGGCACUGACGGAUGUAGUAGUUGAUAUGUUUCAAGAGUUGGAGGAAAGUUUCAGUGCCAAAGGGCAGCUCUUAUUUUUUUGGGACCAUCAGCUGAACAUGUUAGGGCAUCUGAAUGGAAGUCAAAAAAACGAAAUGUUCAAUUGUUUGUCUAAAGCCUCGUACACGAUCAAAAGGGCUGCAUCCAAUAUGACUGUCGACAUUGAAUUGAGAUUACUGUUUACGCUCAGCCACGAAGGAGAGCGUGGUGCCCAUGGAAGAUUAGCCAAUGCCUCACAGGAAACCAAUUCAACAGUUGAACCACCACCAUCUGGCAGGCCCCAAGAGCCCCAAGCUAAUGAGCAGAAAAGCAGAUGUUGUAUUACCUAGGAUAAGUAAACAAAUGCUUAAGUUUCAAGGCUUUAAUAACAGCAAAAUAAGUUAAAAAUUGUAUAAGUUUU
Molecule: messenger RNA, 1319 nt
Organism: Scaptodrosophila lebanonensis
Lineage: Eukaryota; Metazoa; Arthropoda; Insecta; Diptera; Drosophilidae
Exons: 4
Coding region: 1-1248 (415 amino acids)
Source: RefSeq, a predicted model, not a curated record